Molecule: messenger RNA, 721 nt
Organism: Benincasa hispida (wax gourd)
Lineage: Eukaryota; Viridiplantae; Streptophyta; Magnoliopsida; Cucurbitales; Cucurbitaceae
Source: RefSeq, a predicted model, not a curated record
GAAAAUGGGUUCCCUUAAUUCUUCUUCUUCCCCAUUUUCUUCACUCCAAAUCUUGCCUUCAUCUUCAUCUCCAUCUCCAUCUUCAAGCUUAGUGAAAUUCAAAGCUGUUUUGCAGACUCUCAUUCUUUCUCUAGCUAGAGCUAUCUCCCGAGCCAAAACGACGGCGUUUCACAUCUUAAAACAAGCCAACCAUCAAUACGCCAUAGCUUUGAAGAGGAACAAGAAGAAGCUUCUUUAUGGCUCCUUUAGACUUCACUACAAUUGGUGCUCUGUUUCUUCUAAUUAUUAUAAUUCUCACGUGACUCCGCCAGUGAUCACGUGGGACCAUGAAUACUCCGGCGGCGGCGGCGGCGGCGGUGACCAGCUUGGUGGGUAUUUGGAGUGGCUGGAGGAGAGAGAGAAUAAUAAUAAGAUUAAAAAUGAAGAGGGUGUUAAUGAAAUUGAUAAAUUGGCUGAGAUUUUUAUUGCAAGGUCUCAUGAGAAAUUCAAGCUUGAAAAACAAGAGUCUUAUCGGAGAUUUCAAGACAUGAUUGGCUAGAAGCUUCUAACCAUUUUGUUAAAAAUAUAUAUAUUUGGUGUUUCAUUGUUUUAACCUCUCUUUAAAUGUAGAGGAUGAUCACGGAUGAGGAUGAUGGAGUUGGAAUGGUGAUGUAAUUUGUUUCAAUUUUUAUUUUUUUUCUUUCAUUAAACAUGGAUAUGAAAAUUAGACGUUUUUCGAAGU